ACUAAAAAUGGUUUGAAAUUCUCAUACUCCUCUCAGCAAAGCCCUGCUGAUUGAUACAAUAAACCACUGCUAAAGCAGCAUUAACAAUAGUGGACCAUUUUGGAUAUUAUCUGUGUGUAGAAAGACACAGAGUUUGACUCUGUUUGGAAAAUCAGAUGCUAAAUAGCUCUUGAAACCGGGUAGCUCGUUAUGAAAACAGAGGGAUGGUAGGCCCUUCUAAUUGGCCAGAGUAUUUACCCAGAGGUCUGGCUUUCACAUAAAAGGCAGGAGGAACCACUGGAGUCAGUCCCCGCUUCCAGUAAGAGUUCAAGUUAAAACAGAAAAAAGGAAGAUGGCAAGAAUAUUGUUACUUUUCCUCCCGGGUCUUGUGGCUGUAUGUGCUGUGCAUGGAAUAUUUAUGGACCGUCUAGCUUCCAAGAAGCUCUGUGCAGAUGAUGAGUGUGUCUAUACUAUUUCUCUGGCUAGAGCUCAAGAAGAUUAUAAUGCCCCGGACUGUAGAUUCAUUAAUGUUAAAAAAGGACAGCAGAUCUAUGUGUACUCAAAGCUGGUAAAAGAAAACGAAGCUGGAGAAUUUUGGGCUGGCAGUGUUUAUGGCGAUGGCCAGGACGAGAUGGGAGUCGUGGGUUAUUUCCCCAGCAACUUGGUCAAGGAGCAGCGUGUGUACCAGGAAGCUACCAAGGAAGUUCCCACCACGGAUAUUGACUUCUUCUGCGAGUAAUACACUGGUUAAAACUGCAAAUAGAAAGAAAACACCAAAAAUAAAGAAAAGAGCAAAAGUGACCAAAAAAUGCAUGUCUGUAAUUUCUGACUGACAUUUUAAGGAUCUGUUACCUUACAGAAGAGCGAGGGCUUAGGGUUUGGAGGUGGCAGAUAAAAGAGGAUUUUCAACUCAAAACUUGUUUCCUGCUGGCCUGGUCUUCCCACGAGCUAGAGUGGGGAAAUGUUGAGCUCAAAUGGGUAAAUUGAGACCAGAAAAAUAUUUUUUUCAACCUAGAGAAUCUCCUCUUACAGGGGGAUGCAUAUAAAAGAUCAUGUAUGUGUAGUUAUUUCUAAGUAGUGAUUCUUCCCCAGCUCUUUGAUUUCCCAUAUAUAAAAUAGGUGGGUCAUGUUCCCUUUAGACAUGACGUUUUCUACUCAUUUGUCUUUCUGGCCAAUUGGAUUAUUAAUAAAGGGGCUGUUUUAUCAA
This is a messenger RNA of Chlorocebus sabaeus (green monkey), 1186 nucleotides long. It is a transcript of the gene OTOR, whose product is annotated as otoraplin. Gene Ontology annotation, biological process: cartilage condensation. The record is from RefSeq and is a predicted model, not a curated record. NCBI's taxonomy places the organism in Eukaryota, Metazoa, Chordata, Mammalia, Primates, Cercopithecidae. Gene Ontology annotation, molecular function: protein binding.